Messenger RNA from Penicillium waksmanii, 633 nucleotides. RefSeq names its product MARVEL domain-containing protein. The record is from RefSeq and is a predicted model, not a curated record. Gene Ontology annotation, cellular component: membrane. The transcript has a single exon. Lineage: Eukaryota; Fungi; Ascomycota; Eurotiomycetes; Eurotiales; Aspergillaceae. The coding region runs from base 1 to 633 and encodes 210 amino acids.
AUGUCUUCAUAUCCUCCCGGCGUCACGCCGGGCACUGACAUGCGCUAUCCACCACCAAACGGCGCCCCACAAAGCAAACGUGCCAAAUUCGCCGAAAUGCUCAUCUCAGCCCUUCGCUUCUUCCAAUUCGUCUUCGGUCUCACCGUCAUCGGGUUAUACGGCAAAGACGUCCACCACGACCACGAAGAUAAGCACGAGUGGAACUCGAAAUGGGUCUAUGCCGUCAUCACCGCGUUCCUGGCUACCAGUACCGCAAUCGUGCACAUGGUUAUUCCGUUCUUGAUGCGUCGCACGUCUCGUGGGGCAUCAAGCCCGUCCAAUCCUGCGCUCCAGGUGUCGCAGUUUGUGUGGGAGUUUGUCCUUUGUAUCCUCUGGUUGACCCUUUUCGGGAUCUUCGGGAAAUUGUAUAUCGGUGUUCAUGCGGAUGGGGAUUCGAAGAAGCAAGAGUCUGAUUUGGGCGAUGCGUCAAAGAUUAAUCGGAUGAGGCAUGCAUGUUGGAUUGAUUUGAUCAACUUGCUUAUGUGGGUGGCUACUUCUUCUUGGAUUCUGCUUAAGUGGUUGAAGGCGAGGAGGGACGGUGGUGCUGCUACUGUUGUUGAUUCUGAGAAGGAGGGUGAGGGGGCUUCUUUCUAG